AUGGACUCCAGGUCCGGCGACGGGCCCGAGAUCAUCCGACCCAUCCCCCGGCGCCCCUUCAACCUCAACUUUACCAGCCCGACACCUCCCGACGACGACGAGUCGUCCUCGCCCGCUCAGCACAUCAGCGCCAAUGACCUGCGCUUUCUCGACCCACGCCACAACGGCGAGUCGGCCGACACCCUCAGCCGCGCCGCCUCUCUCAUGAACCUUACCUCGUCCACCCUGUUCGGCAUCUACUCACCCACUGCAACCGACCGCGGGGACCGCUUCUAUGACGACCGCGACGAGUCCUCGACGCCUUGGAGCGCCGGUGCCGAGACACCGGCUAAGCGCCCGGGUCUCGACGACGAAACAUAUAAGCUUAUGAGGGAACGGUCAUCAAAGGUCCAACGGGCCCCCUCGUAUUUCGACUCGGCAGUGCCGCAGACCACGGGCCCUGCCCUGUCUGGCGCCGCUGCCGUGUCCUCGCUGGUGUUCCGCGCCGCCCUGCUCUUCGCCCUCGGGAUGGGCUACGGCGUCCUAGUCACGCGGCUACCGAGCCGGCAGCAGAACCUGGCGGCCUUUGGCGUCGAGGAUAUGAUGCAGACAGGAUACGAUUGGCGGUACCUGGCAUUUUGGGGUGUGGCUGGUGUGGCGCUCGGCAGCCUGCUUCCGUGGUUCGACCGCUUCUGGGAGGAGACGUUCGGGAGGAACGAUAGGUGCAGCAAAGCUAAUUCGUCAUCAUCCCGGCCCGAGGCCGACUGGGCGCUCGUGGUCCGCGGCAUCGGCGCUUUUGUGGGCAUCGUUUUCGCCAUCCGCCGGCUGCCCUGGACGUCGACCAUGCAAGUCUCGCUGACCCUAGCCCUUGCUAACCCCUUUCUGUGGUACCUCAUCGACCGCUCCAAACCGGGCUUCCUGUUAUCCGCCGCUGUAGGUCUCACCGGCUCCGCCAUCCUCAUGGGUCUCAACCCGGACAUGAUGCCCGCGCCCACGGCUGGCCUGUCUUCCGCGUCGUUGCAGCAUUCGAGCGGCAACGGGACUGGCGGGGGCUCGCAGCCCCACGCUGCGUUGUCGGAGGGCUUCAUCAGCCAUGAGACCCUCGAGACGGGCAUCUGGAUGCUCAGCGUGCUAUUCUGCAGCUGCGUGUGUUUCGGCAACAUUGGCCGGCGCCUGGCCCUCAACCGGUCGGCAGCAGACCGCGGCCGGUGGGGCGGCGUUCGGUGA
Lasiosphaeria miniovina is the source of this 1206-nucleotide messenger RNA. RefSeq names its product insulin-induced protein-domain-containing protein. NCBI's taxonomy places the organism in Eukaryota, Fungi, Ascomycota, Sordariomycetes, Sordariales, Lasiosphaeriaceae. The transcript is spliced from 2 exons. The record is from RefSeq and is a predicted model, not a curated record. Gene Ontology annotation, biological process: sterol biosynthetic process. Bases 1 to 1206 code for a protein of 401 amino acids. Gene Ontology annotation, cellular component: endoplasmic reticulum.